AUGCAGAUCGGCUGGUGGGGUGCCUUUGGUGGUCCCGUCCAGAAGGGUAUCAAGUCGUACGCUGUCUCUCCGUUCCAGCAGAACCCCUUCGCCGGUGUCUUCCAGGGUUACAUGUUUAAUGGUUUCCGCCGUGCCGUGAAGCACCUGCCAUACUCGGGUAUUCCUUUUGCUCUGGGCUACUUGAUCUACACGUGGGGUAACAAGGAGAGUGCCUACGUGAACUCUAAGGCAGGCCACCUUGCUCACGGUGGUGAGCACUAA
Molecule: messenger RNA, 261 nt
Organism: Malassezia sympodialis ATCC 42132
Lineage: Eukaryota; Fungi; Basidiomycota; Malasseziomycetes; Malasseziales; Malasseziaceae
Gene: QCR8
Product: ubiquinol--cytochrome-c reductase subunit 8
Biological process (GO): mitochondrial electron transport, ubiquinol to cytochrome c
Cellular component (GO): respiratory chain complex III
Source: RefSeq, a predicted model, not a curated record